UCUUGGAUCCAAAACAAAUUUAUAUAAACAUUUAUCUGAUUUUUGCAAAUGAAGCCUCCAAAAUGAAUCAGUGUACAAAGAAUUGCUGUGUAUGCUAUCAUCAUUCCACUGCUAUCAUACGUUUUUAUGCUUGGAAAGCCUAAUUCUUUAAAAGGAUCUCUGCAAUUUUGUACAAGAUAUGGGACCAUCCAACAAAGACAUGGAUACUGAAAAUGCAACCCUGCUGACAGAGAUUGUUCUCACAGGACUUAUAUAUCAACCAGAGUGGCAAAUUCCUCUGUUUCUCUUGUUCUUGGUGAUAUAUCUCAUCACCGUUGUGGGGAACAUUGGUCUGGUUACUCUCAUUUGGAAUGACUCUCGACUUCACAUCCCCAUGUAUUUGUUCCUUGGUUGUUUAGCAUUUGUGGACACAUCACUCUCAUCCACAGUGACCCCCAAAAUGCUGGUCAGCUUCUUCGCCAAGAGUAAGAUGAUAUCUUUUUCUGAAUGCUUGACACAACUUUUUUCCUUUUUACUCACUGCAACCACAGAAUGUUUUCUCUUGGCAAGUAUGGCAUAUGAUCGUUAUGUGGCCAUAUGCAACCCUUUACUUUAUCCAAUGGUUAUGACCAAUAGACUAUGUAUCCAGCUGCUGGUCUUAUCAUUUGUAGGUGGUCUUCUUCAUGCUGUAAUUCAUACAGGGUUUUUAUUCAGAUUAACCUUCUCCAGUUAUAGCAUAAUACACCACUUUUACUGUGACAUCAUGCCACUGUUUAAGAUUUCUUGUACUGACUCUUCUUUUAAUGUCCUCGUGAUUUUUAUUUUUUCUGGUUCAAUUCAGGUAUUCACCAUUCUGAUUGUUCUUGUCUCUUAUACACUAGUGCUUUUUACAAUCUUAAAAAAGAAGUCUGUACAAGGCAUAAAGAAAGCCUUCUCCACCUGCGGAGCUCAUCUCUUAUCUGUCUCUUUAUACUAUGGCCCCCUUCUCUUCAUGUAUGUGCGGCCUGGAUCUACACAAUCAGAUGAUCAAGAUAUGGUGGACUCUCUAUUUUACACGGUCAUAAUUCCUUUGUUAAAUCCAUUUAUCUACAGCCUGAGAAAUAAGAAAGUCACAGAUUCACUGACAAAAAUGUUAAAGAGAAAUGCAUAGUGGUCAGGGUAAUAUCUGUUCUCACUACAUAAAACAGUCACAAAAUUGCACAGAUUUGAUGUUGCUAUGUGUUGCUUAAUGUUCAGAGAUUUUUCUGUUACAAUUUUCCUAAUAUUUUAAUGACUUAACAUGUUAGUACCUAAUACCCUCUAAAAUAUUUGCAUAUGUUACUAAAGAACAUACAAGGAUUUUUAAUCAAGCAUUCAUAUCAAACUAAAAUAGAGCUGAUAACAAAAGGAAAACAUUUUACAUGAUUGUAUUCUGCAAUGUGGUUUUAUAAACACAAUUAUUAAGAGGAAAAAUAAUGCUGCAUCUCUGAAAAGUACUGCAGUAUGAUAUGUUUGAUAAAAUAAAACUGUAAACCUGAAGACUCAUAUCACAUUGAACCCCAUGGUGGACGCAGGUUUGUGUUUGAUCAGACGCAGAUCCCAGGAAUUCUGCUAGCCAUCGGUUCUUUCAUUCCACUGUAUUUGGGA
Messenger RNA from Manis pentadactyla (Chinese pangolin), 1605 nucleotides. RefSeq names its product olfactory receptor 187-like. The transcript is spliced from 2 exons. Gene Ontology annotation, biological process: G protein-coupled receptor signaling pathway; sensory perception of smell. Bases 179 to 1129 code for a protein of 316 amino acids. Gene Ontology annotation, molecular function: G protein-coupled receptor activity; odorant binding; olfactory receptor activity. Lineage: Eukaryota; Metazoa; Chordata; Mammalia; Pholidota; Manidae. The record is from RefSeq and is a predicted model, not a curated record. Gene Ontology annotation, cellular component: membrane.